Messenger RNA from Fomitiporia mediterranea MF3/22, 159 nucleotides. RefSeq lists its product as uncharacterized. Lineage: Eukaryota; Fungi; Basidiomycota; Agaricomycetes; Hymenochaetales; Hymenochaetaceae. Bases 1 to 159 code for a protein of 52 amino acids. The record is from RefSeq and is a predicted model, not a curated record. The transcript is spliced from 2 exons.
AUGUCUCGCAAGAGUACAUUGCGUUCAUUUCGCUACGUUUGGAAGGCCGUGGGACCAAGUCGGAUAAAGGCAAGCAGUUCAGGCAGCGAGGAGAAAAAAUGGUUGAUUGACGUGCGUGCUUCCGCGUUGGGCGUCGGUGUCGGCGGGCAGUUGGCAUAG